Alnus glutinosa is the source of this 1314-nucleotide messenger RNA. RefSeq lists its product as uncharacterized. NCBI's taxonomy places the organism in Eukaryota, Viridiplantae, Streptophyta, Magnoliopsida, Fagales, Betulaceae. The transcript has a single exon. The record is from RefSeq and is a predicted model, not a curated record. The coding region runs from base 1 to 1314 and encodes 437 amino acids.
AUGGCGGACUUGGCGUUGAAACCACCGAAGGAUCUUCAUACCUUUAUGGUAAAGAUGGACAGGUACAUUAAUCAGGAGGAAACACUCCGAGCCCUUCCCGAUAAUUCCCAGCAGCAACACCAGCCUUCCACCGAGAAGCCCAAGAAGAAGAAGAAUCCCGAGCCCAUACAGGACGCUGGUCUCGGAGAGUAUAAGAAGGCAAAGAAGAAUUUCGGAGAUUACAAGUGGACUCCAUUAAAUGCCUCUCUCACUGAGGUGCUUAUGGAACUCAGAAAAGAUCUGAAAUAUCAGAGACCGAGACCCAUUCCAGGAGAUCCACCUCCGCGCUUGGCUCACAAAAAUUGUGCCUUCCAUGAUUCAUAUGGUCACUUGACCGAGCAGUGUGUGUCACUGAGGCAGUUGAUUGAGAAGUUCAUUGAGAACGGGAAACUAGUCCGAUUUCUCGUUAAUGAAAGAAAUCAACAGGAGCGGGACCAAUAUCCGCGACUGAGGAGAGAAGAAGAUCGGAAUGAAAGAAGAAACUAUCAACCGAGACAAGAAGAAAGAAGAGGAAGAAGUAGAGAGCCAGCCCCUCGGCCUCGGAGGGACGAAAGAAGGGAGAGAAGCAGGAGCAGAGCUCAGGUGGAGCAACAAGGCAACCUUCCUAUCAUCCACACCAUCUCGGGAGGAUUUGGAGGAGGAGGCGAGUCCAAUUCGGCCCGGAAGGCAUACGCCAGGAAACUGGAUGAUUUCGAGGUAUAUUCGGUCCAAAAGCCCCCAAAGUCUCAGAAAUAUAACCCUCUGAUUAUAGGGUUCUUGGAUGAUGAUUAUGCUGGAGUAUCACUCCCGCACACAGACGCCCUUGUGAUUAACCUAACAAUAGCAAACUAUCAGACUCGACGAAUCCUCGUUGACACAGGGAGCUCGGCUGAUAUUCUGUUCAAGUCAGCCUUUGAUCAUAUGGGAGUCCCACGAGGAAAGGUGGUCCCGGUCUCAUGCCAAUUACAGGGUUUCGCUGGAGAAAAGGUGUUGCCUCUCGGUUCUAUCGAUCUUCCUGUGAAAGUGGGAACUUAUCCAAGGCAAAAGGUCAUUAUGGUGAAGUUCUUGAUAGUUGACAAAGUCUCAGCCUAUAAUGCCAUUAUCGGAAGGACAGCUCUCAACGACUUAAAAGCUGUGACCACAACACCGCACCUUAGUAUGAAGUUCCUGACAGAGGAAAGAGUUGGAGUGGUUAAGGGAGACCAGAAGGAGGCUAGGCGUUGUUACAACUUAUCCUUGAAAGACACCCUGAGGCAGCACAAUCUGGGUGAGAAAGCUAAGGAGGACGGGAAAUAG